ACCACCGAGGCUGGCUGGCUGGCUGGUUGGGGCUAUUAAUUUAUCGGUGUGAAGUGGCUGUCGGAGCGGAUUGAUGUGGACAGGACAGCGGGGAGGACACGCAGACUGUCCCGGCCGAGCAGAGACACCGGUCAGCUGGUAGAGAGAGAGAGAGAGAGAAAGAGAGAGAGAGGCAGAAAGAGAGAGAGAGAGAGAGAGAGAGAGGCAGAAAGAGAGAGAGAGAGCCUGCACGUCUUCUCGGGGGCUCAGUCUGACACACCUGGGGCAUAAAUGAUGUCUGCCACGAGCAUUGACCCUCAGACAUCGAAAGGACAAGAUGCAAGCAAAGCCUUUCCAGUUUCAGUGCAGAAUGGCUCCCUCCACCAGAAGGACACAGUCCAUGACAACGACUUCGAGCCCUAUCUCACCGGCCAGUCCAAUCAGAAUAACAGCUAUCAAUCCAUGACAGACCCUUACCUGUCCAGCUACUAUGCCCCCUCCAUUGGGUUUCCUUACCCCCUCAGUGAGGCUCCGUGGUCUACAGGAGGCGAUCCACCAAUUCCCUACCUGACACCCUAUGCCCCCCUCAGCAAUGGAGACCAUCACUUCAUGCACGACACAGUAUUUGGGCAGCCGGGGGGGCUCAGCAGCAGCAUUUACCCACACAGGUUUAACUUCUUCCCAGAGAACCCAGCUUUCUCCGCAUGGGGGACCAGUGGCUCCCAGGGCCAGCAGACUCAAAGCUCAGCGUACGGGGGAAGUUACAGCUACCCACCCAGCUCUCUAGGAGGCACAUUAGUCCCUGAUGGCCAGACGGGUUUCCAUAGCGACACCCUGAGCAAGGCUCCAGGUAUGAACAGCCUAGAGCAGGGCAUGCUGGGCCUAAAAAUAGGCGGGGACGUGACAGGAAGCGGCUCGGGUGUGAAGAAUACAGGCUCUGUGAUCGGUGGCGGCGGUGGUGUAGCUGCAGCUGUCGCCACGGGCAACGGCGGCACACCAAUGGGAAUGCCCCCUCCGAAGCCUACAUCGUGGGCCGCUAUAGCUAGUAAACCUGCCAAGCUGCAGCAACAAAAGACCAAGAACAAGCCAGGAACGCCCAUAGCUGGAGGACCUCUGCCCCCCCCGCCCAUUAAACACAACAUGGACAUCGAUACUUGGGAUAAUAAAGGUGUCGCUACCAAGAUGGCGCCUCCUUUGCCGCCCCACCACCAUCACCACCACCACCAACACCAACACCAACACCACCACCACCAACAGCAUCACCAACAGCACCAGCCGCAGCAGCUUCACUCCCACCCUCCCAGCCUCUUACCCCCCCUCCAACAGUCCCUACAGUCUGCCCAGUCCCUCGUGCAGCAGAUGACCAUGCAGGGCCCUCCGCCUCCUCCUCCGCAGUCUUACCAGAACCACAACUCCGCUCCAACACCUCAGACCCGCUGGAUAGCCCCACGCAGUCGCAACCUGUGCUACGGCGGCGGGAGCUUGGACAGCAGUGGCUCCUCUAACGGCGGCGGUGUCGGUAACGGAGGUGGAGGCGUUGGGUGCGUGCCUCCAGAGCUGGGGUCCGAGUCCCACCCGGUCCUGGAGAAGCUGCGAGCUGCCCACAGUUACAACCCGAAGGAGUUCGACUGGAACCUGAAAAACGGCCGAGUGUUCAUCAUCAAGAGCUACUCCGAGGACGACAUCCACCGCUCCAUCAAGUACUCCAUCUGGUGCAGCACGGAGCACGGCAACAAACGUUUGGACUCGGCCUUCAGAGCGAUGAACUCUAAAGGUCCCGUCUACUUGUUGUUCAGCGUCAACGGCAGCGGCCAUUUCUGCGGCGUGGCGGAGAUGCGCUCGCCUGUGGACUACGGCACCAGCGCGGGUGUUUGGGCGCAGGACAAGUGGAAGGGCAAGUUUGACGUGAACUGGUUGUUUGUUAAGGACGUGCCUAAUAGCCAGCUGCGCCACAUCCGCCUGGAGAACAAUGACAACAAGCCAGUCACCAACUCUCGUGACACUCAAGAGGUUCCUCUGGAGAAGGCGAAGCAGGUGCUCAAGAUUAUCGCCCAGUACAAACACACCACCUCCAUCUUUGAUGACUUUUCCCACUAUGAGAAGAAGCAGGAGGAGGAGGAGGUGGUGAAAAAGAGCUACGAGCCUGCCUCAAUACCGAGCCGAUCCCGAAUCGAUCAGGAUCGUCAGAAGUAAAACGACAGAAGCCGACUUCUCGAAAGCUCGACCCACGGUCCUGCUCGGACGGACAUAAUGAAAUUUAGAUUUAAAACAGAAAAACACAAGGACAUAAAAACAUAAAUAAAUAAAAAAAACUAAUAUUUUUUUCUAUUUAAUUUUGUUGACUUUGGCCCAUGUCAAACUGUCGAGCCACAUCGCUCCUGGUUCCCAGUCUUUACAGAUGCGUGCAGGGAUGAAGCUAGUUCCACCAGUUGAAUCGCUUCAAUGAGAUAUAUUUUCUUGUUUUUUCUGUAUUUUUUAGCCUUAUAAAUCUCUA
Molecule: messenger RNA, 2473 nt
Organism: Scomber japonicus (chub mackerel)
Lineage: Eukaryota; Metazoa; Chordata; Actinopteri; Scombriformes; Scombridae
Gene: ythdf1
Product: YTH N6-methyladenosine RNA binding protein F1
Exons: 6
Coding region: 271-2172 (633 amino acids)
Biological process (GO): mRNA destabilization
Cellular component (GO): cytoplasm
Molecular function (GO): mRNA binding; N6-methyladenosine-containing RNA reader activity
Source: RefSeq, a predicted model, not a curated record